GAGGUGACUCAAACCGAGCUCCCCUCCAGUCUGACGGCCGCGGUGACGCCGGAGAAGCAACCCGGAAACAGCCGCGGCAGCGCAUCGCUUUUCUUCUCCUUUCAGCCCCGGACCGCCGCUUCUAGCGUGGUUAUCCACUCGUCGGCGCCGUGUUUCUCAGCGAGGAUCGAGAGGCUGACCUCUGCUGGAGGACUGAGACCCCGGGCCACCUGCCAGGUCGGUCCUCCCUGCUCCGGACCGCCAGUCGCACCGCUCCACUGCCGGUAUCGUAACAUGGGGAACCUACUGAAAGUUUUGACAUGCACAGAUCUGGAGCAGGAGCCCAAUUUUUUCCUCGAUUUUGAAAACGCCCAGCCCACGGAGGCGGAGCGGGAGGUCUGGGAGCAGGUGGACGUCGUGCUGAAGGACGCAAAGGGAAUCCUGGACGAGCUGCAGGCUUACAAGGGGGCGGGGCAGGAGAUCAGAGAGGCGAUCCAGAAUCCAAACGAUGACGCGCUGCAGGAGCAGGCCUGGGCCGCCGUGGUUCCCCUGGUUGGGAAACUCAAGAAGUUCUACGAGUUCUCGCAGAGAUUAGAAGCGGCGCUGCACAGCCUCCUGGGAGCUCUGACCAGCGAGACCUACAGCGAUCCCACUCAGCACCUGGAGCGGGAGCAGGCGCUGGCCAAGCAGUUUGCAGAGAUCCUGCACUUCACGCUGCGUUUCGACGAGCUCAAAAUGACGAAUCCUGCCAUUCAGAACGACUUCAGCUACUACAGAAGAACCCUGAGCCGGAUGCGGAUCAACAACGUUCCAGCCGAGGGUGAGAACGAAGUCAACAACGAGCUGGCCAACCGGAUAUCUCUGUUCUACGCCGACGCCACGCCCAUGCUGAAGACGUUAAGCGACGGCACGACCAAGUUCGUGUCGGAGAACAAAAACCUGCCCAUCGAGAACACGACGGACUGCCUGAGCACGAUGGCGAGCGUGUGUAAAGUCAUGCUGGAGACGCCGGAGUAUCGCAGCCGCUUCACCAGCGAGGACACAGUGUCCUUCUGCCUCCGGGUGAUGGUCGGGGUCAUCAUCCUCUACGACUACGUCCACCCCGUCGGCGCCUUCGCCAAGUCGUCCAAAAUCGACAUGAAAGGCUGCAUCAAAGUCCUCAAGGAUCAGCCUCCGAACAGCGUGGACGGCCUCCUCAACGCUCUCAGGUACACAACCAAACAUCUGAAUGACGACUCAACCAACAAGACAAUCAAGAGCAUGCUGCAGUGAGACUGCGCCGCUCCGCCUGCUGUGGGGAGACGCCGCUCUCCGGACUCAUGUCGCUGCACACAAUAGUUUUUCUUUUUUCUUCCAAUUUUUUUUUUUUUUGUUGUUUUUUAUGGAAAAGAGCUACAGCUCCGCCCUCGUUUUUAAUGCAAAAUGCUACUGCCAUUAUUGACGUCUUUUUCGGUGCCAAAAAGAUGUUUUGCUGAGCUGUAAUGUUUCUGAUAAAAGGCCAUGAGACGAUGGCAGCUAAUGAAAGCAUCGUGGAUCCCCGCUGUCAUGUUUUUCCCUGUGUGAGGGACGGAGUGCUUUGACUUGAAAAUUUAGUGGAGAGAGAGAUAAAUAUAUAGAGAAGUAUAUAUUAUUUUUGUUUGAUUCGUUAUUUAAUUACAUCCUCUGCAUGAUGGAAAUGAUGUCUUUUCCUUCUAUUUAAAAAGAAACUAAUGGUCUAGUUUAAUUUGUCUGCUCUAUUGUGCAUUAUUAAUGUUCUAUUUGAGUGGUACUUGUCAAAAUGAGAUUUAAGAGUACUGUUUUUAUAUUUUUUAUAGGUUUUAAUUUGUUCAUAUGUCUUUUUUUUUUUCAUAGUUGUGUUGUAUUUUUCAUUUUGAAAACUUUAAACUGUGAUACGUGCUGAAUCAAAUUAAAAAUUGGGAGUGUGUACUGUGAGCGGACGACCACGCCGCGUCUGGAGAGAUUAAAAGGAGAACUCUUGUUUUCUACGACCCGCCUCGUCGACUUUCCUUCUCAGGGCAGGAAACUCUGAAAAAGUGAAGUUGUUUCCGGUGGAUCUCUCCAUCCUCAGGCAGCUCGGCUUUCCACAGGUGUGUGUGUGUGUGUGUGUUUACUGUGCUGAGAAACAGAAUCUAAAUGUUGAAAGCACAGAGGAAAUGUCCAGAAUAGUCAAACUGCCAGUAAUAAAGCACUUAUAUUAACUUUAUUACUUCAGUUUGGAACCGAUAGCGGAUUUUCCUGCCAUCAUUCAUACACUAAGGGUGUAAAAUAGUGAUAUUUUUUGUCUUUUCACCUAAACUAAAUCUCAUGAAAUAUUCAUUUAAUCAAUCGGUAUGUUAAAUUUGUCUCCAGCUUGAUGGAAGAUGAGCCGAAGCAGGUAAUGCUCGCUCUGUUUGUCUGAUAAUGGAAAAACAUGUAAUUUUCCACUCACAGAUUCAUUCAAUGUGCUUUUAUCAUUUGUACUAUCCUUUUUUUUUAUUAUUUUUUUGUG
Messenger RNA from Salarias fasciatus (jewelled blenny), 2467 nucleotides. RefSeq names its product family with sequence similarity 49 member Bb (gene cyribb). NCBI's taxonomy places the organism in Eukaryota, Metazoa, Chordata, Actinopteri, Blenniiformes, Blenniidae. The record is from RefSeq and is a predicted model, not a curated record. Gene Ontology annotation, biological process: regulation of actin filament polymerization. The coding region runs from base 274 to 1251 and encodes 325 amino acids. The transcript is spliced from 12 exons. Gene Ontology annotation, molecular function: small GTPase binding.